Protopolystoma xenopodis is the source of this 338-nucleotide messenger RNA. The record is from the annotation of a GenBank genome assembly. NCBI's taxonomy places the organism in Eukaryota, Metazoa, Platyhelminthes, Monogenea, Polystomatidea, Polystomatidae.
CACAAUUGCCUCUCCUCUCCCUCAUUCCAUAUCUUUGCUCUCACCGUCCAUUAGGCGAGCGACUUCUAGACGUAGACAGUGGGCGCAAUCUCUCCGAAAAAGGCGUCAACAAGCCGACCGAGCACUUCACCGCCAUCUUCAACACCUUUGUGCUGAUGACCCUGUUUAACGAAGCGAACGCACGCAAGAUCCACGGCCAACGCAACAUUUUCUCUGGGCUGCAUAGGAACGUUCUCUUUAUCAUCAUUUGGAUCGCCACCUUCAUUCUACAGGCAAGUGCUGGCUGCAGAGACGACACUCGGUCCUUUCUCAACUGCAAAUCGUCUGUUUUUACCUGA